Molecule: messenger RNA, 418 nt
Organism: Priapulus caudatus
Lineage: Eukaryota; Metazoa; Priapulida; Priapulimorpha; Priapulimorphida; Priapulidae
Exons: 2
Source: RefSeq, a predicted model, not a curated record
AGCAUUCUAUCUCUGUCGGCUGGUAACAAACUUUCGUCUAACACUGCUCUCUUGUUUUCUCCCCUCGUCUCGUUGCCACGACGACAGUGCCCGGAGCUGGACCUGUACUGCCUGGAGCAGACGCUUCACCGCUCUAACAGCCUGCUGCGCGCCACGUCCGUGCAUGCCCUCAAGUGGGGACCGAUCAAGAUAGACCCGGAGCCUGUUCACGCCUUCCCGCCGUUCAACACGCUGGAGGAGGACGCGGGAGCUUCGGCGGCAGCUACGCAAGCGGCCGCCGUGCCGGGGGAGAUGUGCGCGGUGGCUGAGAGCUGCGUGAUCGGGCUGGAGUCGGGAGCGGUCGUCGCCAUAGCGAUGGCGUCGUUCCUCAUCGGGUGCCUGCUGACGGCUGUGCUCUGGUUCAUACACUAUCACACGG